AUGUAUAAGUUGGCGGUACCGGUACUCUGGCAAAGAGUGAAACAAAAUGACGGACGCCACGAAUAUUUGACCGCUGACAAUUAUCGAGGCGCGCAAAUCAUAGGCCCUGGGGGCCGGAUCGCGCGUGAUUCACUGUUCCGAGAAAGCGGAAACCGUCGAAAUUCUCCCGCCUUCGCGUGCUGCAACCCGGCCGAAUCGCGGCGCCCGUGGCUUGUGCCGUCGCGGGCUGGUGUCGGGCGCGAUUCGAAACGGCCGUUUAAUACGGAACACCUGCCC
Molecule: messenger RNA, 276 nt
Organism: Iphiclides podalirius (scarce swallowtail)
Lineage: Eukaryota; Metazoa; Arthropoda; Insecta; Lepidoptera; Papilionidae
Source: the annotation of a GenBank genome assembly